This is a messenger RNA of Daucus carota subsp. sativus, 2253 nucleotides long. RefSeq names its product probable disease resistance RPP8-like protein 2. Gene Ontology annotation, biological process: defense response to other organism. NCBI's taxonomy places the organism in Eukaryota, Viridiplantae, Streptophyta, Magnoliopsida, Apiales, Apiaceae. The transcript is spliced from 4 exons. Bases 1 to 2253 code for a protein of 750 amino acids. Gene Ontology annotation, molecular function: ADP binding. The record is from RefSeq and is a predicted model, not a curated record.
AUGAGGAAAAUAGUUGAGACCUCAGUAGAAGGCCAGAUAACUGAGAUCAUUUAUAAGGGUGGUCAUACUCAUUCCAUGCAUCGGUCUAUUAAGAAAUCGUGGUCAUUGCCAGAUUCUUCUAAAGCCAUGAUCUUAUCAUCAAAUGAAUUCCCGGAUCAGCCAUAUGGAAUACUUGGAUCUGCACAAGGAGAUCCAACUGCUUGUUAUUAUUAUCACUUUAUAAAGAAUAAACUGUUUUCUUUGUUAAACCCUCUUAUGUUUUGUUUUCGUUUUGUUUUGACGAAUAUUAUGCAUGGAGUCGUUGAUCGACUGGUGGGACAUUUGGUGAAUGAAAGUGAUGAUAUUUACCCGCUUAUCUCUAUUUGUGGAAUGGGCGGUCUAGGUAAGACAACUCUUGCUCAAAAAAUAUUUAAUCAUCCAACCAUUAAAGCAUCCUUUGCUGGUUUAGCCUGGGUUUCCAUUUCGCAGAAGUGGCAAACGAAACUUGUGUUGCAGCGAAUACUGAUAUGUCUCAUCCAUGAAAAGAAAGAGGAAAUACUUACUUGGGACGAUGACAAGUUAGUGGAGAAUCUGCUAGAAAUCCAGCAGAGGAAAAAAUGCUUGAUAGUCCUUGAUGACAUAUGGACUACGGAUGCUUGGGAUUCUAUAAAAUCGGCCUUCACAAAUGGAACAUCUGUGAGCAAAUUAAUGCUUACCAGCCGUAAUGCAGAGGUUGCUGAGCAUGUAAAUCGAGAAGGAUUCAUAUACCAACCAGAAUGCCUAAAUGAAGAACAAAGUUGGGAGCUACUUAAGUUGAAAUCAGUUCCCAGAGGAUAUCAUCUAGAUACUUUUACAGUGAUGGAAAAAUUGGGAAGGGAAAUGGUUAAAAAAUGUGCUGGUCUUCCACUAGCUAUAGUCAUUUUAGGCGGUAUUCUUGUAACAAAACCGUCAGUGAUGGAGUGGGAGAAGGUAUAUGCUGAUAGCUUAUGGUCCCUGGAGAAGGGAAAAGGAUUGGGAGAAGAUCAGCAAAGACAAUUAUUUCAUGUUCUAGCCUGGAGUUACAACGAUUUACCCCCACAAUUAAAGCCAUGUUUUCUGUAUUUAGGUAAAUUCGGUGAAGAUGAACAGAUAGAAGCAGAGACUCUAUAUCAGUUAUGGAUUGCAGAAGGGAUGGUACUGUCGACUGAUAAAAGGGAGGGAGAGACAAUGAUGCAAGUAGCUGAAUCGUAUAUGGGGGAACUAGUCCAUAGGAGUAUGGUUCAAGUGAGAUACGAAGAUAUAGAAAACUCGCAUAGAAAGAUAAAAUCUUCCUCUCUUCAUGACCUUAUGAGAGACCUAUCCCUGUCCCAAGCAAAAGCAGAAGAUUUUUCUGAAGUUAUUGAUCUUCGAGAAGGAAGUGAUUUUCAUCUCAAUCCUUCAGCAGAUUUCAGGUCGGUUGACACUCGACAACUUGUGGUUUAUUAUGAUAAGGAACGUAUAAGCAAACAAAUGAAAUCCUACUUUGUCAAGAAAUGCAAGCAACAACAAUAUCGAUCAAUGUUACUAUUCGGUGAUGGCGCAUACACAGAUUUGCCGAAAGUAGUGCGGUCACAUGUUGCCAAUUUCAGGUUCCUAAGAGUUUUUUCCAUGGAAAAUGCAGCAGUAGAUGGUGGCAUACUUUAUCCCAGAAGUUUUGUAAGAGCAUUAGGAAGCCUUGUAUACUUGAGAUACCUUAGCUUGAGGAAUGUUAUCUUGUCAUUGAUUCCAUUUCCAUCUAUGCAGAACAUGGUGCUACUCCAAACUCUCAUACUUGAUCUAUCCAGUUCUAUACCUAUUCCAUCAUGGCUUUCAAGAAAUAUUCUGGGCAAACUGGGACAUUUGCGGCAUUUAUACUUACCUCGUUGUUAUCUUACACCUGUAAAUUAUCAAAAUUUACGGUUUGAUGGGUUGGGCAAGUUGGAGACAUUGGAGAACUUCAAUAAUCUGUGGUGUGAGGCUAAGGAUCUUCCCAAACUAAUCAAUCUUCAGAGAAUAACAUUAGUAGGAGCCGGUGUUUAUGAUGAUGUGGACGAGACCAUGAAAAAUCUGUCAGCACUAGCCUUGUCAUCAUCUUCAAAUCUCGGGUACUUGGGACUUUCUCUUGAUUUAUAUAAUCAACCAGGUGAGAACGUGAGACAGUUGUUUUGGGAUUAUAAAUCCAUCCUUCAGAAAUUAAGCAUAAGAGGUCGGCUUGCAGAAUUGGCUCAAUUAUUUGAGAACCAACCGGGGAAUAUUAUGAGUCAUCGCUCCUGGUAG